Chlamydomonas reinhardtii is the source of this 3124-nucleotide messenger RNA. RefSeq lists its product as uncharacterized. The record is from RefSeq and is a predicted model, not a curated record. NCBI's taxonomy places the organism in Eukaryota, Viridiplantae, Chlorophyta, Chlorophyceae, Chlamydomonadales, Chlamydomonadaceae. Gene Ontology annotation, cellular component: ciliary transition zone. The transcript has 4 exons. Gene Ontology annotation, biological process: non-motile cilium assembly. Bases 459 to 2708 code for a protein of 749 amino acids.
CUUUUGUUCUUUCAGUGCGAUUGCAGUUCAUGAUAAUAAACCAAGCCGUGCGCUGGUAUCAACAAUUUUAAAAAAUUCGCCUUUCCCGACUGCGCUCGUCACUCCUCUUCUGUCCACUCCUUUUUUUGCUACCAUUAUGCUACCAUAGCGCAAUGCAAGCAUCUGCGCGCAGCAGCAAGAGAUCGGGGCGAGGAGCAGCAGCGGCAGCAGCAGCGGGCCCCACCCUGCUCCAGCGCGGCUGCAGAUGUAAAUUUGCCGCUGCCCUCGUGGGCCUUCAGCCGCAGGAGGAGUAUUGCUCACUAAAUCUCACAUCAGAUUACAGGAGUUGGACUGUGAUCCGUGACAGCUUGGGCGGCAAGCUGGACGCCUCCGCCUUGCCCGAGAAACCGCCAUACGGCACCGCCUGCAGGCCUGCAUCCCGCCAGGGCCUUUCAUGGUGGCCAUUGUCAAACAGGUGCAUGACGCGGUUGCAGGCUCAGUUCAACCGCAAUGGCUCCAAUUACUUCGAGAAGGCGGAGGGGGAUCAACAUGAGAAGAAGGCUGGCGCGUGGAGUGAGGACAAGACCAUUCCCAUCCCACCGCCAGCCCUGUCAGCGGAGAUGGAGGCAGAGCUGCGGCGGGUCCACGCUGAAGAGGAGGCAGCUCAGGCGCGGGCAGACAAGGCCCGCGCUGAAGGGGAGGCAGCCCAGGCGGGCAGCAGCCACACCAGCAUCGGCGAGCGGCCACCCAGCAGCAGCGCGGCGGCACUAGCAGCAGUGGCCACUGCAGCACCGCCUUUGGAGCAGCCGGGGCCAUCACGCAAACGUGAGCGAGAGCCAACAGCGGAUGAGCAGGACGACUUGAAGUACUACCAGUUCAAGGGCAUGUGGAGGGACCUAGACACUCCGCACAAGAGGCGGUUUGUCACGUGCGUCAUGGGCGCAGGGAGCCCGAUGGAGAAGCUGGCUCCCUCCCCGCCGCCGCCGCCGCCGCCGCUGCAACCCCAGCCACCCCAGCCGCCCCAGCUGCCCCAGCCGCAGCAGCAGCCAAAGCAGCCGCAGCAGCCACCGACACAGCACGAACCACAACCUACAGAGGCCAGUGGCGGUGGUGGCUGCAGCGGCAUUACUGGUGCCGCACCAGCAGCAGCCACGGCGCCCUCGUGCGGCAGCGGCAGGGGCAGCAGCCGGCCUGAGCCAGGUGGUGGUGGUGGGCCCCCACCCCACACACCCUUCGUUCCCAGCAGGCUGGGGUCGGGAGGCAGUGUGUCGCCUGAGGCGCUGGCGGCGUCGGCUGGGGUCAGUAGCAGGUGUGCGGGUGGCUCGCUGCGGUGCAGCGGCAGUGCCACUAACUUGCUGCAGACUCAGCAGCAGGGGCUUGGUGUGGCUGCUGGGUUUGCAGCAGCAGGGGGGAACCCGAUGGCGGCGGGGCUUCAUGGCUCCCAGCCCCUAUCCCCAGGGCUGUCGCAGCAGGCGCCGCCACAGCAGCGGGAAGAGGAGGGGGAGGAGGAGGCGUCGGGUGGGGAGGGUAAGGAGGAGGGAGGGAGUGGUGAUGAGGCGGCGGCGUGCCUACCACCACCACAGGUGCUGCUGCCGCCGCCACCGCUGCCUCUGGACCCCAGCAGCCAGCUGUUCGAGGGUAGCAUGUCCCAGGCAGAGGUUGCUGACGCAGCCGAUGUGUUCUACGACCUGAAGCACGAGGCAGCAGCAGCAGAGGAGGAGGAGGAGGAGGAGGAGGCAGCGGCGGAGGAGGGGGGCACGGCAGCCACGGAGGCCACGGAGGAGGGUGGGGAGACCACAGCAGCGGCAGCAGCAGCAGCAGCAGCGCCGGGUGCUGUUGAGCCUUCGUUCCCUCGGCUGGUUGAGUCUCAGCACAUCGACGCCGCCCUGAACCCUGGGGAAAACAACGUCGGUGGCGGCGAGACCAUCACUGGGACGGGCUUCUACGGCACCAUCAACGCUGCCUGCACCAUGCAGAUCUUCUUGGUGCUGUUCGGCAUCCUGAGCGGCGCCUUUGCCUGGCCUGUGAUGUUUGAUGCUGGUGUGGGCCUGGGCAGGCCACUGGUGGCGGCCUUCACUCGGGGCCUGUGCGCAUACGCGUACGGCAACGACUCCUGCCCGUCCAGGGUGGACAAGGCCAUCAAGUUCAUGCGCAUGUUCGUGGAGUUCAUCAAGAGCAAGGGCGUGAAUGUGACUGCCCAGUUCCUGGCGCGGCGACCUGCUGUCUUCGCCAUGACAAUGGAGGACAUGGCCAAGGUACCCCAAGGCCUGGAGGGCGUCACGCACGUGUUCACGUUCUGGCAGGGCAUCCCCGCCUCAGCAAAGGAUGCGCUGGGGGCCAUGUUUGCGGCCUCGUCCACAACCGUGGGCAUUGCGGUCGUGGACAAAGGAGCAGGAGUGCUCAUGGAGCGGCAGCUAGGACAGCACGGGUUUGGGCCACUGGAGCUGGUGAAGCAGUUUGCUGUGCGCAUGUACGGCAGCAACUCCCAGAAGCAAGUGUGGGUGUUCAAGAAGCCCGGCGCAGUGUACAGGGAGCUGCCGGAGGAGAAGCUGGUGGACUACGCCCCCUACGUCCACCAGCCGCACCUGCCCGUCCCCCCGCGCAUUGAGUGGAUGCACGCGCUGUACCAGGCGGCGCUGGCGGAGGAGGCGCGGAAGUAUAAGCUGUCUGUCGCAGAGGGCAAGGGAGAGAGGGACAGGAGGCCGCCCCAGAGGUUUGGCUUCUCGUAGCGAGCGAGCAAGAUGUUCUGUAGCAGCAGAGAAGGAGGAGGAGGCAGGCAGGCAGGAAGGGAGUGGAGUGGAGUUGAGGCGGAGGCAGCGGCAGAGGCAGCGGCAGAGGCAGAGGCAGAGGCGUGUGUGCCCACAUUCAUUCAUGAUGCAUUGCAAAGUGUCAAGAACAUACUGUACCUAUGAUUAAGCAUUUUGAUUAUGAAGUAAUGAAGGGUUUGCGCGGGCGCGGGGCGGUAGAAGCGAUGAGGGAAGAGGCGUGCGAGGGCAUGCGGCCGCGCCGGGGGGGGGAGAGCAGGAGGGGAGAGGGGGACGGCGAAGUCCGGAGCGAGUUCGCUAAGUCAGUGCAGUGUUUACCUGGUGACUCGAUGCAAAUAUAUAAUACAACUGAUCAUUUAAACAUGUAAUUUAUCAGCUGG